AUGGAUAAUUCAAAAAGUGAGGUAAAAGGAAUCAAUAAAAACCAUUUAUUAAAAAAUCAAAUUAAAUGUAAUGAAAUAAAAAGAAAGUUAAGUGACAUAUAUUUUUACGAUGAAGAUCCUAAAAAUAAAUUAAGUAGUGACUCUAAAAUUGAUAUAAAUGACAAAGAAAAUAAAUAUGAAAGAGUUAAAGAAAACAAUACAUUUGAUAAUUUAUUGUGUGAGAAAAAAAAAUUUCUUGAAACAGAAAAGGAUUUAUUAAAAAAUAAAGAUAUACAUGAAGAAAUGUACAUAAAUGAAUCAUGUACAAAUCAUUCAAGUCGAAAAAAAAGAAAAAAAAAAAAAAAAAAAAGUAAUAAUAACACAGAAAUUAUAAAACCGACAAAUCAAAUGAUUAGAAUAAAUUAUUUAUUGCAAGCAUCAUUUCUGAUGAAUAAAUUUAAUCCUAAUAUAUCCAGGGAAUACAUAAAAACUAUGAGAAGAUUUUCCAAUAAAUUUUUAAUAAAAUAUGAUAAAAAAUUCAAAAAAUUAUUUUGCAAAAAAUGUAAUUCAGUUCUUAUUCCAAGUGUAACUUGUAAAGUUUCGGUUGAUCCACUGAAUUUACAAAAAAAAAAAAUUGAUAAAAAUGAACACAUAAAAGAUUCUAUAAAAAAAAAUAAUUAUUUUAAUAUAAAAUCAAAAGAUGAAUAUUUAGUUUCAUAUAAGUGUAACUAUUGCCAGCAUAAUACUAAAUUUGUUUAUGAUAACAAUUUAAUUACUCCUCAAGAAAAAGAAAACUUCGAGGAAAAUGUACAUACAAUUUAA
Messenger RNA from Plasmodium gallinaceum, 801 nucleotides. RefSeq names its product ribonuclease P protein subunit RPR2, putative (gene RPR2). Gene Ontology annotation, biological process: tRNA processing. Lineage: Eukaryota; Apicomplexa; Aconoidasida; Haemosporida; Plasmodiidae. The transcript has a single exon. Bases 1 to 801 code for a protein of 266 amino acids. The record is from RefSeq and is a predicted model, not a curated record. Gene Ontology annotation, cellular component: nucleolar ribonuclease P complex.